Messenger RNA from Pyricularia grisea, 880 nucleotides. RefSeq lists its product as uncharacterized. The record is from RefSeq and is a predicted model, not a curated record. Lineage: Eukaryota; Fungi; Ascomycota; Sordariomycetes; Magnaporthales; Pyriculariaceae. Gene Ontology annotation, cellular component: ribosome. The coding region runs from base 84 to 434 and encodes 116 amino acids. Gene Ontology annotation, molecular function: structural constituent of ribosome. The transcript has 3 exons. Gene Ontology annotation, biological process: translation.
CUCCAAAUCAUCAUCCAGCCAAAAAAAAGUCGGUCGACAAUCCAGAAACAACACCCGCCGUUGUGACGACAAAAUCCGCCAAAAUGCCCAACAACCGCGUUACCUACCGCCGCCGCAACCCCUACAACACGUCGUCCAACCGGACACGUCUUAUCAAGACCCCCGGCGGCGACCUCCGUAUCCUUCACAUCAAGAAGCGUGGCACUGCCCCCAAGUGCGGUGACUGUGGCAUCAAGCUCCCGGGUGUCCCUGCUCUGAGGCCCCGCGAGUACGCCCAGAUCUCCAAGCCCAAGAAGACUGUUCAGCGCGCGUACGGUGGCUCAAGAUGCGGUAACUGCGUUCGCGACAGGGUUGUCCGUGCUUUCUUGAUCGAGGAGCAGAAGAUUGUCAAGAAGGUGCUCAAGGAGCAGACCCAGGGCGAGAAGAAGAAAUAGACGGAUUGCCAUGUCUUGUGACGAACGACGACUUUUUUCUACGGCUCCGGGGUGGUUUGGUCUUUAGGCGUGCUUCCUCUUUUUUAUUUUAUUUUCUCUCACAGCAAAGAGAGUGAGGAAAACGGAUGGGAACGGAUCUCUUUAUCGGAACUCGGCUACUGCAACAUUGUUUUGGUGUUCACGUCUUUUUGGGGGAAAUGCAAAACAAAACAAAAAAGGCGUUCUUGUCUGCAUGAUAGAGAAGACCAAAAUCAUCACAGCCGUGCAACCCCUCACAAACAAGGCCAAAUAUGCAGGCCGAAUGUCCAUACUGUCGAGUUUUCGACAGCCUCUGGCUUUUGAGAGAGCUGGAGACUAGUGAACAAUUGAGGGCUUCUUGACACAUUGGUGUCUUGAUGUUUCUACCUGGGAAGAAAAAUAUGAAUGAAGACCGCAAAUGAUUGAAU